Molecule: messenger RNA, 2192 nt
Organism: Poecilia reticulata (guppy)
Lineage: Eukaryota; Metazoa; Chordata; Actinopteri; Cyprinodontiformes; Poeciliidae
Gene: ghdc
Product: GH3 domain containing
Cellular component (GO): cytoplasm
Molecular function (GO): acid-amino acid ligase activity
Source: RefSeq, a predicted model, not a curated record
UCAGGCAAACACGGAAGACUUUAACACUGAUAAUAAAGUUGAAGCAAAAGCCCACACCUCCUGCAAACAAAUGUAGACUGAACGUUGUUUUCGUUUAUUUUAAUUAAAAAUAGGAGAAUCCGAUUAUUUUGUUGGACAGAAAUGGGUUGCUCGUGGAUUGGCGUCGCAAUUUCGCUUUGUUUUGCAGUUUUCUCCGUAGCUGUCGCCGUUAACGGGCAAACGCUGGCCAUGCCGCCCCCUCUACCCACUGCCGUCGGUGUCCUCUCUUUGGCCGGGAUGGCGCUGCUUUGGAGGGACAUUAGCUCGAAGGUGAAGGGUGGUAAGCGGACGUUGGGCAGUCUGUUGAGCCAAUAUGUGGCUGUGAAAGCUGUGGGCUGGCUUGGCAGGCGGCAGCGAAAGAAACUAGAAGCCGAUACGCUCAAGGUGAAGCAGGUCCAGGAGGAGACUCUGCUGAAGAGACUCCGGAAAAACGCGGACACUUUCUAUGGAAGAAAGUAUGACUUCCGCUCUAUUGAAGACGCUGCUGGUUUCCGAGCCUGUCACCCCAUCACCACGUACGGCGACUACCGGGAGUUUAUCCAACGCGUUGCAGCUGGAGAAGAGAAGGUAAUAAUUGCUGAGAAGCCGGUGAUUCUGGCCAUGACCUCUGGGACGUCGGGACCGAGCGCCAUGUUGCUCAGCACCAAGGACACAAACACAGACUUCUUCCUGCAGGGGGUGACUGUCUGCUUAGAAGCCAUGCGGCAGGCUUUCCCUGAGUCCGACAGCCUUCAGCGCACCACCAAAUUCUUCUACACUCCCACAUUUCGCCAAUCAGAGGCAGGAAUUCCUAUCGGACCGAAUUCCUCCACACCCGCCUCGUCCCGCCACAUCCUCAACCUCUAUACGACUCCAGCACCUGCCUUUGAGGUUCCCAGUGAAAAGGACACUUUAUACCUGCACCUACUGUUUGCGCUGAAAGAUCCCAGUGUGGGAACGUUGGAGUCCAACUUUGCCUCUACGGUCUUCUAUGCUUUCACUGCUCUUCAGGAGCGCUGGCAGGAGCUGGUGGAGGACGUGGAGCGAGGGACGAUCAGCACCUCCUUGACCCUGGAGCCCAAAGUGAGGAGCAGACUGGAGGCUCUAAUGAAGCCAGAUGCAGAGAGGGCUGCCCAGCUGCGGGCCCACUCCCAGGAGGGCUUUGGGGGGAUUUGCAAGCGCCUGUGGCCUCACCUGAGCCUGGUGCUGGCAGUGGACUCUGGCUCCAAUCAGAUCUACGGAGAAAUGUUGAGGGAGCAUUACUGCAGAGGAGUGCCUUUCUAUUCACCCUUCUACGCCGCUGCGGAGGGUCUGAUUGGGGUGAACCUGUGGCCUCAGGAGCCGGACAGACGCUACCUGCUUUGUCCGCGCUCCAUGUUCUGCGAGUUCCUGCCGGAAAGCAGCCUGGAUGAAGAAACCCCCCAAACUCUGCUGAUGGAGGAGGUGAGGGAAGGAGAAAGCUACGAACUCGUCAUCACCAACGCUUCAGGCCUGUUCAGAUAUCGCAUCGGAGACAUUGUGAAAGUCUCUGGAUUUCAUAACCAGUGUCCCAUUGUGGAGUUUCAGUACAGACGGGGUCAGAUGCUCAACGUUCGAGGAGAGAAAGUCUCUGAGGCGUUGUUCCUCGGCGCGUUGAAGAACGCCGUCGCUCAGUGGCCCGGAGCUCAGCUAGUCGACUACUCUUGUGCCGAGAGCGGCAUCUUGGGCGAUUCAAUAGGAGGCUCAGAUCYUCAUUACCAAGUGUUUGUAGAGCUAAAAGGAGUGAGGAAUCUAACAGAAGAACAGAGAUAUAAGCUGGACAUUUGUCUCCAGAAGGACUCUGCGGUGUAUAAGUCCUUUCGUAUAAAAGGCAGCAUCGGGCCGAUGAGGGUGCAGCUGGUGUCAGAAGGGGCGUUUAAGGAGCUUCAGAGGAAGAUGAUGGCGUACACAAGCACCUCGGCCAACACUUUCAAAAUGCAUCGUGUGCUCCGACGGAAAGAGUACGCAGAGUUCCUGCUGGGAAAAACAGUUUCCUGAAGAUGAGGCAUCAAUCACAAACUGAAAGGAAGUGAAGUAAUAAGAUUUAAAAAGUGCCUUUGGGAGGAUUUGAACACAGAAAUUACAACAGUUUAUUUAUAUUUUAUGACGAUAAUGUAUUUAAUGUUUUUUUAUUCCAUCAAGACAAACAGAUUCAU